AUGUAUGGCGUGAGCGAUGAUGACAACGGCACUGACAACAGCACUGACAACUGCGCUGACAACGGCAUAAAUGGCGCCGAACUGGGCCUUGAGGCGCUCCAAGCCGAUCUCGCGCAGAUCGACACCGACAUCGCGCGGCUCCGUCGGCAGCGCCAAUCACUAGUUACGCGCAUAACCCGCGCACAAGCGCAGAUCACAGCAGCACAGCAACAGCAACAGGUCCCACAGGACUCCGCAGCCAAGCUGCACUACGCAACCGGCAGUUUUGCGUGGUCAGACGAAGUGCAGUCAAUCCUGCGCACGACAUUCAAGCACAUGGACUUCCGCGGGGUGCAGCGCGCCGUGGUGAAUGCCACGAUGGAUGGCCGCGACUGCAUUGCGGUGAUGCCUACGGGCGGCGGAAAAAGUCUGUGCUACCAGGUGCCGGCGCUGGUGCGCAAUGGCGGGCUGACCCUGGUGGUGUCGCCGCUGAUUGCCCUGAUGGAUGACCAGGUCAUGCAGCUACGCGCCCUGGGCGUUGAGGCUGAGGCAUACACGUCCGAGUCGCGCAACGCUGUCGAGGUGCGCGCCAAGCUGCGCGCAGGCCACAAGGGCCACAAGAGCCACAAGAGCCACAAGAGCCACAGUGGCCACAACGACCACAACGACCACAACGACCACAACGACCACAACGGCCACAACGACCACAACGGCCACAACGACCACAACGGCCACAACGACCACAACGGCCACAACAACCACAAGAGACUCAAGCCCGAGCCCGGCCCGCUGGCGCUGCUGUUCGUGGCGCCCGAGAAGCUGGUGGGCAGCAAGCAGUUCCUUGCGCUUCUAUCGCGCGUCUAUGCAGCCGGGCGGCUCGCACGCAUCGCCAUCGACGAGUGCCACUGCGCCAGCGAGUACGGCAGCGACUUCCGCCCAGACUACGGGCGGCUUGGGCUGCUGCGCACCGCCUUCCCGCGCACCCCCCUGCUGGCACUAUCGGCCACAUGCCCGCCGCGCGUCCUCGCCAGCGUCCAGCGCAUCCUCGGCACAUCCGCGCUGGUCUUCACAGCGCCACUGUGGCGCACUAACCUGCGCUUCUCUGUCGAACCCAAGACCGGUGCGCUUUUUGCGCAGGCCGCCGCCUGGGUUGCCGCGCGCCCGCCCGCCUGCUGCGGCAUCGUCUACUGCGCGACACGCGCGGACGCGCACGACACGGCCGAUGCGCUGCUGGCCAAUGGCAUUCCCUGCGACGUGUACUACGGCGCGCUGGACCGCACGCACAAGCGCGCACUGCACGAGGCGUGGCGCGCCGGGCGGCUGCGCGUCGUUGUGGCCACCAACGCCUUCGGCAUGGGCAUCGACAUGCCCGACGUGGCCUUCGUUCUACACGUGACCGCGCCCAAGACGCUGGAGGCGUAUUACCAGGAGGCUGGCCGUGCCGGGCGCGACGGCCGCGUGGCCGAGUGUGCGUUGAUGUAUGGCGGGCUGGAUGCCGCGCGGCUGGCUGCCUGGGGCUUUGACGCGCUGGGUGCCGAGGGCGUAGGCCGUGCGCGCGCCGUCAUCGCGUAUGCUGAGGGCCGCCGGGGGUGCCGCAAAGCCACGCUGCUCAAUGCGCUGGGCUCCGAAGAGGACCUGGGCGCAUGCAUGGUUUGCGAUAACUGCUGCCGGCGCACAGUCGCUGUUGACUGCUCCGCGGUGGCGCUCAGCCUGGUGAAUGCCGCGGCUGUGGAGGAGCGAAUGACGCUGGCGCGGCUGAUCAAGUAUGUGCGCGGGGUUGAGAAGAUGCCGGCAAAGGUGGCUGCGCUGGUGGCUGGUGGUUGCAUUGUGGGUGUGCCGGAGAUGUCCGUGUGCCGGGUGGCCAGUGUUGUGCAGGAGCUUGUUGCCAGGCGCGUGCUGAGAGAAACCUUCGCUCAGAGUGCCUUCACUACCAAUGCCUACUUGGAGGUGGCCCCUGAGUUUGCUGCUGUUGUUGGCUGCGCUGAUGUUGAGAACGCGCGGCUGCUUGGCCUGGAGCCCGUCGUGCUGUACUUUGAUGCUGAGGACGCGCCUUGA
Molecule: messenger RNA, 2034 nt
Organism: Kickxella alabastrina
Lineage: Eukaryota; Fungi; Kickxellomycota; Kickxellomycetes; Kickxellales; Kickxellaceae
Product: P-loop containing nucleoside triphosphate hydrolase protein
Exons: 2
Coding region: 1-2034 (677 amino acids)
Biological process (GO): double-strand break repair via homologous recombination
Cellular component (GO): cytoplasm; chromosome
Molecular function (GO): 3'-5' DNA helicase activity; ATP binding; four-way junction helicase activity
Source: RefSeq, a predicted model, not a curated record